CUCCCAUUGGUCCCUCAAUAGAAGCGGCUCUGAUGCGCUGCGGUGACACAGCCAAGUCUGCGGCGAUAAAAAGCAAAGGCGACGAGACGCGCAGGAGAAACACCAGAAACUGGAGGGCGGAUAUUUGAUCCGUAGAUGCGUCUCUGCGAGUCUUAAUACGGCUGGAAGUAUCUGUCCAUCUCCUGAGGGAUCUGGUGAAGAAUGGAGUGGUAUGUCCUGGUGCUGAUGCUGAGCUUGCCUUCCUCCCUCCGCGCAGAUUGCUCUUCACAGUGUGAGAAAUGCGUGCAGCAGCUCCUCAGCCCCGACGCCGUCUUCAGCAGCCUGUCGUGCAGUGCGGAGUGUGCGGACCAGCCGCAGAGAUGCGGCCGCGGGGCUCCGGGGCUGGCCGACUUCAGCCAGGAUGAAGCCGCUGCGGAGGAGGAGAGCCAGCGGGCGGAUCUGGUCAAACGCUACGGCGGCUUCAUCAAGAGGAUCGACCGGAACAAAAACAAAAUCUUCGCCUCUCCGUGGCGCGACAAUUUCAUUGUGAAGUACGGAGCGCUGCCCGAGAAAUACGAGGACUUGUGGAAGACGCUGGGGGAGAGAGAUGUAGACGCGCCGCGGGACGCAGACGAUGUUCCGGAGGACCGCGCGCUUCAUACUUACGUUAAACGUUACGGCGGCUUUUUACGCAAAUUCGGCCCAAAGUCGAAGAGGAGUAGUUACGCGGAGCAGGAGAGCCAGGAGCCCGAGGAGCUGCACAAGCGCUACGGGGGCUUCCUGAGGAGGAUCCGACCGAAGUUGAACAACCUGAAGUGGGACAAGCGUUACGGAGGCUUUCUGCGCCGCAACUUCAAAAUCUCUGCGCGCUCAGCCGAGGAGCCAUAUUACGCCUAUGAUGAGUUGAGCCUAUAGAUGAACCGUGCAGGGGGGAAAAAAAUAAGAAAAACUACAAAGAACUUGUGCAGGUUGACUUGAAAAGCCACCGUUUAACCCAGAACGUAUCAUAUGCCUGCCUAUAUUGCUUAUUAUAGCUUACUUUGUUGCCUUUCUGUGUAACAUCUCUCAUCUCUGUGUUAUAUUGGCAUCAUCGUCUGUCAUUCAAUCAAUCAAUAAAUGAUUCUUGUUUUAA
Molecule: messenger RNA, 1111 nt
Organism: Sander lucioperca (pikeperch)
Lineage: Eukaryota; Metazoa; Chordata; Actinopteri; Perciformes; Percidae
Gene: pdyn
Product: prodynorphin
Exons: 3
Coding region: 202-894 (230 amino acids)
Biological process (GO): sensory perception; neuropeptide signaling pathway; chemical synaptic transmission
Cellular component (GO): dendrite; plasma membrane; neuronal cell body
Molecular function (GO): opioid receptor binding
Source: RefSeq, a predicted model, not a curated record